Molecule: messenger RNA, 10913 nt
Organism: Myotis myotis
Lineage: Eukaryota; Metazoa; Chordata; Mammalia; Chiroptera; Vespertilionidae
Gene: MYO7A
Product: myosin VIIA
Exons: 49
Coding region: 212-6745 (2177 amino acids)
Cellular component (GO): cytoskeleton; myosin complex
Molecular function (GO): ATP binding; cytoskeletal motor activity; protein binding
Source: RefSeq, a predicted model, not a curated record
GGCUGAGAGGGAGAGAGUCACAGAGUGAAAAACCGAAAGGCCCAGAGAGGCCCCCAGAGCAAGUUCUGGAGCAAGACAGAGGAAGAGGGGACGUGUCUACAGAUCGUGCCAGACCUUUGACCCCAGCUUCCCGAGCCCUCCGUGCGGGUGGCAGCUGGGAGCCAGAACUGUGUCUGGCCAGGUGGGCAGCAGGAGCGUCUGACAAAGGACAAUGGUGAUUCUUCAGCAGGGGGACUAUGUCUGGAUGGACCUGAGAUCCGGGCAGGAGUUCGAUGUGCCCAUCGGGGCGGUGGUGAAGCUCUGCGACUCUGGGCAGAUCCAGGUGGUGGACGAUGAGGGCAAUGAACACUGGAUCACCCCGCAGAAGGCCACGCACAUCAAGCCCAUGCACCCCACGUCGGUCCACGGUGUGGAGGACAUGAUCCGCCUGGGGGACCUCAAUGAGGCUGGCAUCCUGCGCAACCUGCUCAUCCGCUACCGGGACCACCUCAUCUAUACGUACACGGGCUCCAUCCUGGUGGCUGUGAACCCCUACCAGCUGCUCUCCAUCUACUCGCCAGAGCACAUCCGCCAGUACACCAACAAGAAGAUCGGGGAGAUGCCCCCGCACAUCUUUGCCAUUGCCGACAACUGCUACUUCAACAUGAAACGAAACAGCCGUGACCAGUGCUGCAUCAUCAGUGGGGAGUCUGGGGCAGGGAAGACAGAGAGCACGAAGCUGAUCCUGCAGUUCCUGGCGGCCAUCAGUGGGCAGCACUCGUGGAUCGAGCAGCAGGUGCUGGAGGCCACCCCCAUCCUGGAAGCCUUCGGGAAUGCCAAGACCAUUCGCAACGACAACUCAAGCCGCUUCGGGAAGUACAUUGACAUCCACUUCAACAAGCGGGGUGCCAUUGAGGGCGCCAAGAUCGAGCAGUACCUGCUGGAGAAGUCGCGCGUCUGUCGCCAGGCGCCUGACGAGAGGAACUACCACGUGUUCUACUGCAUGCUGGCGGGCAUGGGCGAGGACCAGAAGAAGAAGCUGGGCCUGGGCCAGGCCACCGACUACAACUACUUGGCUAUGGGCAACUGCAUAACCUGUGAGGGCCGCGAGGACAGCCAGGAGUAUGCCAACAUCCGCUCCGCCAUGAAGGUGCUCAUGUUCACUGACACAGAGAACUGGGAGAUCUCGAAGCUCCUGGCCUCCAUCCUGCACCUCGGCAACCUGCAGUACGAGGCCAGGACAUUUGAAAACCUGGAUGCCUGCGAGGUGCUCUUCUCCCCGUCCCUGGCCACAGCUGCAUCCUUGCUCGAGGUGAACCCCCCAGACCUGAUGAACUGCCUGACCAGCCGCACCCUCAUCACCCGCGGCGAGACGGUGUCCACCCCGCUCAGCAGGGAGCAGGCGCUGGAUGUCCGCGAUGCCUUCGUCAAGGGGAUCUACGGGCGGCUCUUCGUGUGGAUCGUAGACAAGAUCAACGCCGCGAUUUACAAGCCCCCCUCCCAGGACGUGAAGAACUCUCGCCGGUCCAUCGGCCUCCUGGACAUCUUUGGGUUCGAGAACUUCGCUGUGAACAGCUUCGAGCAGCUCUGCAUCAACUUCGCCAACGAGCACCUGCAGCAGUUCUUCGUGCGGCACGUGUUCAAGCUGGAGCAGGAGGAGUACGACCUGGAGAGCAUCGACUGGCUGCACAUCGAGUUCACCGACAACCAGGACGCCCUGGACAUGAUCGCCAACAAGCCCAUGAACAUCAUCUCCCUCAUCGACGAGGAGAGCAAGUUCCCCAAGGGCACGGACGCCACCAUGUUGCAUAAGCUGAACUCGCAGCACAAGCUCAACUCCAACUACAUUCCUCCCAAGAACAACCACGAGACCCAGUUCGGCAUCAACCACUUUGCUGGUGUCGUCUACUAUGAGACUCAAGGCUUCCUGGAGAAGAACCGGGACACCCUGCACGGAGACAUCAUCCAGCUGGUCCACUCCUCCAGGAACAAGUUCAUCAAGCAGAUCUUCCAGGCCGAUGUCGCCAUGGGCGCGGAGACCAGGAAGCGCUCGCCCACGCUCAGCAGCCAGUUCAAGCGGUCGCUGGAGCUGCUGAUGCGCACCCUGGGUGCCUGCCAGCCCUUCUUCGUGCGCUGCAUCAAGCCCAACGAGUUCAAGAAGCCCAUGCUGUUCGACCGGCACCUGUGCGUGCGCCAGCUGCGGUACUCGGGGAUGAUGGAGACCAUCCGCAUCCGCCGAGCCGGCUACCCCAUCCGCUACAGCUUCGUGGAGUUCGUGGAGCGGUACCGAGUGCUGCUGCCCGGCGUGAAGCCGGCCUACAAGCAGGACGACCUUCGGGGGACCUGCCAGCGCAUGGCUGAGGCUGUGCUGGGCACGCACGACGACUGGCAGAUUGGCAAAACCAAGAUCUUUCUGAAGGACCACCACGACAUGCUGCUGGAGGUGGAGCGGGACAAGGCCAUCACCGACAGAGUCAUCCUCCUCCAGAAGGUCAUCCGGGGAUUCAAAGACAGGUCCAACUUCCUGAAGCUGAAGAACGCUGCCACCCUGAUCCAGAGGCACUGGCGGGGCCACAACUGCCGGAGGAACUAUGAGCUGAUGCGGCUGGGCUUCCUGCGGCUGCAGGCCCUGCACCGCUCCCGGAAGCUGCACCAGCAGUACCGCCUGGCCCGCCGGCGCAUCAUCCAGUUCCAGGCGCGCUGCCGGGCCUACCUGGUGCGCAAGGCCUUCCGCCACCGCCUCUGGGCCGUGCUCACCGUGCAGGCCUACGCCCGGGGCAUGAUCGCCCGCAGGCUGCACCGGCGCCUCCGGGCCGAGUACCGGCGGCGUCUGGAGGCCGAGAAAAUGCGGCUGGCGGAGGAGGAGAAGCUGCGGAAGGAGAUGAGCGCCAAGAAGGCCAAGGAGGAGGCCGAGCGCAAGCAUCAGGAGCGCCUGGCCCAGCUGGCCCGCGAGGACGCGGAGCGGGAGCUGAAGGAGAAGGAGGAGGCCCGGCGGAAGAAGGAGCUCCUGGAGCAGAUGGAGAGGGCCCGCCACGAGCCCGUCAAUCACUCCGACAUGGUGGACAAGAUGUUCGGCUUCCUGGGGACUUCGGGCGGCCUGCCGGGCCAGGAGGGCCAGGCCCCCAGUGGCUUUGAGGACCUGGAGCGCGGGCGGAGGGAGAUGGUGGAGGAGGACCUGGACGCGGCGCUGCCCCUGCCCGACGAGGAUGAGGAGGACCUCUCAGAGUACAAAUUCGCCAAGUUCUCUGCCACCUACUUCCAGGGCACGACCACGCACACCUACACCCGGCGGCCACUCAAGCAGCCACUGCUGUACCAUGACGAUGAGGGUGACCAGCUGGCGGCCCUGGCCGUGUGGAUCACCAUCCUCCGGUUCAUGGGGGACCUCCCCGAGCCCAAGUACCACACGGCCAUGAGUGACGGCAGCGAGAAGAUCCCGGUGAUGACCAAGAUUUACGAGACCCUCGGCAAGAAGACGUACAAGAGGGAGCUGCAGGCGCUGCAGGGCGAGGGCGAGGCCCAGCUCCCCGAGGGGCAGAAGAAGAGCAGCAUGCGGCACAAGCUGGUGCACUUGACCCUGAAGAAGAAGUCGAAGCUGACAGAGGAGGUGACCAAGAGGCUGCACGACGGGGAGUCCACGGUGCAGGGCAACAGCAUGCUGGAGGACCGGCCCACCUCCAACCUGGAGAAGCUGCACUUCGUCAUCGGCAACGGCAUCCUGCGGCCAGCGCUCCGGGAUGAGAUCUACUGCCAGAUCAGCAAGCAGCUCACCCACAACCCCUCCAAGAGCAGCUACGCCCGGGGCUGGAUCCUCAUGUCUCUCUGUGUGGGCUGCUUCGCCCCCUCUGAGAAGUUCGUGAAGUUCCUGCGGAACUUCAUCCACGGGGGACCGCCUGGCUACGCCCCGUACUGUGAGGAGCGGCUCCGGAGGACCUUCGUCAACGGGACACGGACACAGCCGCCCAGCUGGCUGGAGCUGCAGGCCACCAAGUCCAAGAAGCCCAUUAUGUUGCCUGUGACAUUCAUGGAUGGGACCACCAAGACCCUGCUGACGGACUCGGCCACCACGGCCAAGGAGCUCUGCAACGCGCUGGCCGACAAGAUCUCCCUCAAGGACCGCUUCGGGUUCUCCCUCUACAUUGCCCUGUUUGAUAAGGUGUCCUCCCUGGGCAGCGGCAGUGACCACGUCAUGGAUGCCAUCUCCCAGUGUGAGCAGUAUGCCAAGGAGCAGGGUGCCCAGGAGCGCAAUGCCCCAUGGCGGCUCUUCUUCCGCAAAGAGGUCUUCACACCCUGGCACAACCCCUCAGAAGACAACGUGGCCACCAAUCUCAUCUACCAGCAGGUGGUACGAGGCGUCAAGUUUGGGGAGUACAGGUGUGAGAAGGAGGACGACCUGGCCGAGCUGGCCUCCCAGCAGUACUUUGUGGACUACGGCUCCGAGAUGAUUCUGGAGCGCCUCCUAAACCUCGUGCCCACCUACAUCCCUGACCGCGAGAUCACGCCCCUGAAGACGCUCGAGAAGUGGGCCCAGCUGGCCAUUGCUGCUCACAAGAAGGGGAUUUAUGCCCAGAGGAGAACUGAUUCCCAGAAGGUCAAGGAGGACGUGGUCAAUUACGCCCGCUUCAAGUGGCCCUUGCUCUUCUCCAGGUUUUACGAAGCCUACAAAUUCUCAGGCCCCAGCCUCCCCAAAAACGACGUCAUCGUGGCCGUCAACUGGACGGGUGUCUACUUCGUGGAUGAGCAGGAGCAGGUGCUCCUGGAGCUGUCCUUCCCCGAGAUCAUGGCCGUGUCCAGCAGCAGGGGAGCCAAACUCACAGCCCCCAGCUUCACGCUGGCCACCAUCAAGGGGGAUGAGUAUACCUUCACCUCCAGCAACGCCGAGGACAUCCGUGACCUCGUGGUCACCUUUCUGGAGGGGCUCCGGAAGAGGUCUAAGUACGUGGUGGCCCUACAGGACAACCCCAACCCUGCGGGCGAGGAGUCGGGCUUCCUCAGCUUCGCGAAGGGAGACCUCAUCAUCCUGGACCACGACACGGGAGAGCAGGUCAUGAACUCCGGCUGGGCCAACGGCAUCAACGAGCGGACCAAGCAGCGUGGGGACUUCCCCACCGACUGCGUGUAUGUCAUGCCCACGGUCACCAUGCCGCUGCGGGAGAUCGUGGCCCUGGUCACCAUGACCCCUGACCAGCGGCAGGAUGUGAUCCGGCUCUUGCAGCUGCGAGCGCCGGAGCCUGAGGUGCGCGCCAAGCCCUACACCCUAGAGGAGUUCUCCUAUGACUACUUCAGGCCCCCACCCAAGCACACCCUGAGCCGUGUGAUGGUGUCCAAGGCCCGAGGGAAGGACCGGCUGUGGAGCCACACGCGGGAGCCGCUGAAGCAGGCACUGCUCAAGAAGAUCCUGGGCAGCGAGGAGCUCUCGCAGGAGGCCUGCAUGGCCUUCAUCGCCGUGCUCAAGUACAUGGGCGACUACCCAUCCAAGAGGAUGCGCUCCGUCAACGAGCUCACCGACCAGAUCUUUGAGGGAGCCCUGAAGGCCGAGCCCCUCAAGGACGAGGUAUACGUGCAGAUCCUGAAGCAGCUGACCGACAACCACAUCAGGUACAGCGAGGAGCGGGGCUGGGAGCUGCUCUGGCUGUGCACGGGCCUCUUCCCCCCCAGCAACAUCCUCCUGCCCCACGUGCAGCGCUUCCUGCAGUCCCGGAAGCACUGCCCCCUCGCCAUCGACUGCCUGCAGCGGCUCCAGAAAGCCUUGAGAAAUGGGUCCCGGAAGUACCCCCCACACCUGGUGGAGGUGGAGGCCAUCCAGCACAAAACCACCCAGAUAUUCCACAAGGUCUACUUUCCCGACGACACCGACGAGGCCUUCGAGGUGGAGUCCAGCACCAAGGCCAAGGACUUCUGCCAGAACAUCGCCGCCCGGCUGCUCCUCAAGUCCUCGGAGGGCUUCAGUCUCUUUGUCAAAAUUGCAGACAAGGUCAUCAGCGUGCCUGAGAAUGACUUCUUCUUUGACUUUGUCCGACACCUGACAGACUGGAUAAAGAAAGCACGGCCCGUCAAGGAUGGAAUCGUGCCCUCGCUCACCUACCAGGUGUUCUUCAUGAAGAAGCUGUGGACCACCACGGUGCCAGGGAAGGACCCCAUGGCGGAUUCCAUCUUCCACUACUACCAGGAGUUGCCCAAGUAUCUCCGAGGCUACCACAAGUGCACGCGGGAAGAGGUGCUGCAGCUGGGGGCGCUGAUCUACAGGGUCAAGUUCGAAGAAGACAAGUCCUACUUCCCCAGUAUCCCAAAGCUGCUGCGGGAGCUGGUGCCCCAGGACCUCAUCCGGCAGGUCUCACCUGACGACUGGAAGCGGUCCAUCGUCGCCUACUUCAACAAGCACGCGGGGAAGUCCAAGGAGGAGGCCAAGCUGGCCUUCCUGAAGGUCAUCUUCAAGUGGCCCACCUUUGGCUCAGCCUUCUUCGAGGUGAAGCAAACUACGGAGCCAAACUUCCCGGAGAUCCUCUUGAUUGCCAUCAACAAGUAUGGGGUCAGCCUCAUUGAUCCCAGGACCAAGGACAUCUUGACCACGCACCCCUUCACCAAGAUCUCCAACUGGAGCAGCGGCAACACCUACUUCCACAUCACCAUUGGGAACCUGGUGCGCGGGAGCAAGCUGCUCUGUGAGACGUCGCUGGGCUACAAGAUGGAUGACCUCCUGACUUCCUAUAUCAGCCAGAUGCUCACGGCCAUGAGCAAACAGCGGGGCUCCCGGAGUGGCAAGUGAACAGUGUGGAGGCGGCACUGGCUCUGUGCCUGCACCUCAGGUGGCAGCUGGGUGAAGACCUUUGCCAUCGGGCAGGAAAGCUGGGUCGGCCAGCCACCAGUGACAGCACCAGCUUGGACUCUGGUCCUCCUUCCAGUGAGGUGGCCUUGCUGGGGUGCAGAGCACCCUUCCAACACCCCUAAGGCCCGCGGGUAGGAUUCGGUCCUGGCUGUGGCCUUCCCGGUUGUAAGAGCCUGUGCUCCGUGCAUGCUUCUCUCAUCCCAGACCAGCCCGGCCAUGCGACCUCCUUUGGCUUUCUGUGCGCACUGGGACCGGGAAUCAAGAGGACACCCUAAUUCUCCAUCCUGGGAGCAACCAGACCAAACCAACCGAAUCAAGAGUAUUCUGACACCUAAGGACUGGACUAGUUGAAUUCCUGUAAGUCCAGGACUCUCAGCUGGGGUGGAGGAGACGGACCCCUCUCUCUAUCGCAGUGUGAGUGCUGAGCCCCUUUCCUGACCACCUCAGGUCAUAAAGCAUGUGUUUCACCUUCUGGCCUGGGAGUGUCUCUAAUGGGAGGAGGAGGGAAAGAGUCUGUGGGGACAGGGCCCUGUUGGCUGUGUAACUCUCUCCUUGGUCUGUGUACAGGGCCAAGCUGGUCUGGGCCUGGGGGGAGGGGUGUCUGAGCCCAAGGUGUGCUUGAAAGAGACUUAAAAGACUGGCUGAGACAAGGGCAGAUAGCAGAGAAAUGCUGGGCUUUGGCCUGGGAGGUGAGGACCUAAGUGUGCGUGGGCAGGAGGUCAAGGAGGGACUGGCUUCUGAGCCUUCACCAGGGCCAGUGGAGCCAGAGUGGCCCCGGAAUCCUGCCAGAAACAUCUCCUUGGUUCAUCAAGAAAUCAUUGAGAACGCCACGAACAAUGUCUCUUUGGGUUAAAUCCCUACAUCCAGUGGGUGCCUAUAAAAUGCUACUUUGACACCAGGAUGGAACAACCAAGUUUGGCCAUGACCUGGGCAGGUCUGGAGCUGGGGGCUUCAGAGAGGGAAGGUGUGAUUUGGGGCUGUGGCCGGGAUGAGUGCCUAGUGAGGUGACAGGGGAGAAUCCCCUUGAAGUGGGUGUGUCUGUGAUCUGCCUCAGGGUCCCCCUGAUACUUCAGCAGAGCCAAGUCCUGCUUGCCCUCACACACCCAGGUGUUUAGCGUCUAGGUGCCCAACCGACCCACAGGGAGUACUAUUCCUGUUCUCUGCAGCUGCCUGUGGGAGAGGGAGGGAUGGUUGUGAAAACGCAGGCCCCAAACCAUAGCCCAGCCUUCUGGGAUGGUCAUGUUGCUGUCCUAGACUGUCUGCCGCCACCCCCCCCCCCCCCCGAGUGGUUACCUGCCUCCACAGUCAGUCCAGGAUAAGCCUGGGCCUGGGGGAAGGUGCUACAGUGGUCUGCCCCUACACCAUCAUCGUAUAGAUGGGGAUACUGAGGCUCAGGUAAGUGUGAAUAGGUGAAGGUCACCUAGUGGAACUCAAUUCACUGCUUCUACUAUUGGGAUCCCACACAGAAGGGGCUCCAGCUGCUUGUUCUAAGUUGUAGUUUCCCUUCAAGGAAUACGCAUGAAAUUAUGCCCUCUUUCCAUUGGGGAAUCAGCCAACAGCAAACUAUUAGGAAGCAUCCCACUUCACACUAGAUCACAAAGAAGCCUGUGGAUAAAAUCUUUGCCCCUAACAUGCCCAGGCCACCUCUCAUUUUCUGACCCAGGAUGGCAUCCCUUUUGCACUUAUCCCCUAGUCUUUGCCAGCCUGAGUCAUCACAGAAGGGUACAAAGAAUACAUACUCCACUUACCUUCUGUCUUCCUGAAAGGUUGCCUUUAUUUACAUGCGGAAGUUCACCGCCGCCGCCCAUUAGCAGGGCUGCCAUGAAGGGUUCGGAUGAGAAAAACCCGUAUCAUCCAGGGAAGAAUGCGCUCCAGCUCCAAGACCACAGCAGCUGUUUUCCCUCUUGCCUACACCCUGGAGCUGCAGCCUUUAUAGAAAGGCUAGACUAGACGUGCUCCAUCGAGCUUCCAAUGCUCUUCUGCACUCCCUUCUUGACCACUCCCCACCGUCACCACCCUCAGGCACAGAGAGGAAGAAUCAGAAGGGGGCAAGAUGUGGCUCAUUCUUUGAAGAGAGCCCAAAGGAGAAGGACAUGUUGGAUGUGGUGGAAAACAUCAUAGAACAGGAUUCUUGGGAGUAUUCAACAGUGGGAGUCUUUUUGGGUUGUUUUAGGGUGAGGGGUGUCUAUGGAGGAAACUGCUGGGCCCUUUGCCUCUGGCACUGCAGUUUGGAGGGUGGCCUCUGUUGGCCUUCUAGGUGAGUGCUGGGGUGGAUUCAAAGGCCUUCUCAGUGGGCACUGGUUGUCUAAGGUCAUCUGUAGCAGGCUCGGUGGCUUCCUGGACUGACUAUGGUUCAAUGCCUUUUAUCCUGGUUAAACCUGGGGAGGGGCUGCUGGAGGCUCUGGGCUUUUCCCAGCUUGGGAAGGAGAUGGCUUGGCUGCAGAGUUAUCGUCUCCUUUCUCACUUUUUCUCCCUUUGUAUCUUAUACUUCCAGUAUCUGUGGGAUAGAAAAGAGAAACACACGGAGUUUUCAAAUGUCACCUCUCCAAUCUCUGUUGGUCAUGUAGUGAAAUCCUCGUUAUAUUUAAAAUGUUAGUCCCUCACUUACCAUCUCAGGUUCUUUCCCUCUAGUUCUCCCUAUCCCAGACUUUGUGCAAACUUUAUCAUGGUCAUGCAAUUCAGCAUGCUGCUGGAAUCGAAGAGUCUAUUGUGUGAGGUUCCAACCCCCCAGGGAAGCCCUCAGAAGACAGAAAUUAACAUUCUCUUCAAGUUCAUGCACUUCACAACCAUUGCCUUAAAAAAUGAACACAAGAAAAAGAGAGAAAUAAUGAACACUCCUCUAUUAGAAUAGGAGGUUCUUAUGGUCAGAGACUUUGUCUUGCUUGCCACUAGAUACAGUGUUGUCACAUAGUAAGUACUCAAAAAAUAAUUUUUAUCUAGCUAAUAGAAAAAAUAGAAGGUGGAGAGGUCUUCUAGCAAUGGAUCUGGGAAUUUGACUCUUACCAAAGACAAAUUAAAAACUGGAUAAUAUACAAAACCAAGAAAAUAUCUUAAAUGAUGUAAGAAUUUACAAUAAGGGAGGAACUGUGUAGCCAAAAUCUAGAAGAAAGUGAGAAUCCAAAGUGGUAAGCCCAGAACUCGGUUAUUUUUUUACCCUGAAUGUAAUUUCAAUCUUGAAGAAAUAGCUGCACACAUGAGCUUUAUCUUCUGUCAGGAGGAAGGGGAUUUUUUAUUGCUCUUGAGUGGAAUUUGUAGGUCAACUGGAUUUUAGGACAACAAAUACCUAGGAUAUUAGGUUUUCUAAUUCAUGAAUGUGGUGUAUUGCUCCAUUUAUUUGGGUCUUCUCUCAGCAAACAUUCGUAGUUUUCAGGUUUUAUGUUGUUAUAAAUGGCAUUUAGAUUUUUAAAAUUUUACCAAUUAUUCAUUGGUAAUAUAAAGUCUUACAAUUAAUUUCUCUGUAUAUUGACCUUAUAUCCUGAGCGACUACUUAACCCACUUAUUAUUUUCAAUAGGUUUGUUUGUUGUUUGAUUCCUUAGUGUUUUUUAAUUUAAAUAAUCAUAUCUGCAAAUCAGAAGUUUUAUUUAUUCCUUUAUAGCUGUCAUUUAUCUUAUUAAACUGGCUAUGAUCUCCAGCACAAUGCUGAAUAGAAGUUGUGAGAGCAGAUAUCCUUGCCUUAUUUCUGAUCUUACAGGGAAAAUAUUCAUUGCUUCCCCAUUAAAAAUGAUAUUGGCAGUAGGUUUAUUGUAAAUAUAUUUUAUCAGAUUGAGGAAGUUUAAUCCCUAUUCCUAGUUAGCCCAGACAUUUAUUAUAAAGGGGUGUUGACUUUUGUCAAAUAUGCUUUUUUUUAUUUUAAUAUGGGAUUAUACUAGUUUUUAUAUGAAAUAUCCAUCUUGCAUUACUGGUAUACACCUUACUUUCUCAUGAUGUAUCAUCCUGUUUACAUUGAUUGAUUCAAUUUGCUAAUAUUUCAUUAAGGAUUUUUAUGUCUAAGUUUGUAGAUGAUAUUGAUCUGUAAAUUUUGUUCUGUACUAUCUUUGUGAAGUUUUAUAUGAGAACUUUUCUGGCCUCAAAAAUCAGCUGGGAAGUGUUCUUUCCUUUUUUUUUUUU